Molecule: messenger RNA, 1824 nt
Organism: Musa acuminata subsp. malaccensis (wild Malaysian banana)
Lineage: Eukaryota; Viridiplantae; Streptophyta; Magnoliopsida; Zingiberales; Musaceae
Source: RefSeq, a predicted model, not a curated record
AUGUCAUGGGGAUUUCCGGUGGUGAUGUGCCUAUACAUACCCACAGAGACAUCCUCUCCAACCUCACACCUUCACAUUUCUUCUCUCUUGAGCGCUCAAUCAAUGACUGCGGCUGGUAGCGGCAGUUUCCAGGACGGACGUAUUGCCUCGAAGCGUCUCAUGAUGCUCGUGGCCCUACUUCUCGUCUCCUGCUGUCUCGGCCAUGGCUUCGGCGAUGAGGAUCACGGCGAGGUGGAGGGAAUCGGCAGCAGUUGCAUGGAAAGCGAGAGGCGAGCUCUCCUCGCCAUCAAAUCUGAUAUGUACGACCCCGACAACUGGUUUUCUUCUUGGACCGGCAAAGACUGCUGUGGGUGGAGAGGUGUGGCCUGCGACCACACCACCGGCCAUGUCACCAAGCUCGACCUCCGCUACCCCUACACAUACGAAUUGUGGGAUAUGUUUAACGAUGGGGAAAGAAUAGGCGUGAGCAAGGUAAAUCCAUCUUUGCAAGAACUGAAGCAAUUGAAGUAUUUGGAUUUGAGCAUGAAUAACUUCUCCCACGCCCCUGUGCCCAAAAUGAUCGCUUCACUAGUCCACUUGGAAUAUCUCAACCUAUCUUAUGCCAUGUUCGAUGGACCAAUUCCACCUCAGCUGGGGAACCUCUCCAACCUACACUAUCUCGACCUUCAACGAUGGUAUGAUGAUGAUUUUCUACAUGUUGAUGAUCUCGAUUGGCUCUCCCGUAUUCCUUCUCUAAAAUAUCUUGACAUGAGUUAUGUCAACCUCUCCAAAGCAACCAAUUGGUUCUACAUAAUUAAUUCAAUCCCCACACUUGAAGUGCUACAUUUGUUUGAUGUAGACCUGCCAUAUGUUCCAUCUCCUUUGCCCCCUUUUAAUCUGACAGACAUUGCUACGUUGGAUCUGUCUUUGAAUUCUAACAUCAGGUCUGCCAUGCUAAGAUGGCUUUCUAACGCCACCAGCCUCGAGAACCUCCUUCUUUCUGGCUGUGGGAGUCUCACUAUCGAGUCGGUACAAGCUGCUCUCGGAGCUCUCAGUAAUCUGAAGGGAUUGGAUUUGUCAGACAACUUGUUUAAAGGAGAAAUUCGUGAAAUUCUGAACAAUGUCAGUAGCAGGGGCCUGAAGCACUUGGAUUUGAGCUCCAAUCAAUUAUCUGGAGAUAUUCCUCCAGGGAGCCUUAGAGACCUGGAGUACCUAGACUUAUCAUUGAAUUUAAUUGUCGACGUGCAUAUCUUAGCUUCUCUGGGGAAUCUCACAAACUUGCGACAUUUAUGGUUGUCGGGCAAUUCAAUCAGUGGAGAAAUUCCACCAAUCGUGGGAGAUUCUGUCCGAUUGGAGUACCUAGAUUUGUCCUUUAAUGGCAUCAUUGGAAAAAUACCACAGAGCAUCGGCAACCUCACCAACUUGGAGCAAAAUUUCCUGAUUGGAUUCAGACUCAACAGCGACUGCAAGGGCUUUAUCUAUCUGGAGUUGGGGUCUCAGGUAUUGGAUCUUUCUUCCAACAAUCUAACCGGUAGUCUACCAUCAUCUCUAGCAAAUUUCAGCGCCAUGGUUGAGAUGCACACACGGUCAUUUCAUGAAGAUUGCCCUGUUUAUCGAACUCCACCAGACGCCAGAGUAAAACAUGAAGAUGAUGAGAAGCUGGACAAAUUAUUGGAGUGCACUAGUAUUGUGGUUGGCUUCUGGCUGUUUAUUGGCACUCUCAUCAUGAAGCAGGCCAUCAGAUUCGCUUUCUUCCGAUGGAUCGACAAAACCAGCGACUGGAUCUAUGUUCAGUUUGCAGUAAAUCUUGCGAAGCUCAAAUCCAAAUGGCAAACGAUGACAUGA